Trichomycterus rosablanca is the source of this 4820-nucleotide messenger RNA. It is a transcript of the gene cdc42ep1a, whose product is annotated as CDC42 effector protein (Rho GTPase binding) 1a. Gene Ontology annotation, molecular function: small GTPase binding. The coding region runs from base 809 to 1882 and encodes 357 amino acids. The record is from RefSeq and is a predicted model, not a curated record. NCBI's taxonomy places the organism in Eukaryota, Metazoa, Chordata, Actinopteri, Siluriformes, Trichomycteridae. Gene Ontology annotation, biological process: positive regulation of actin filament polymerization; regulation of cell shape; positive regulation of pseudopodium assembly. The transcript is spliced from 2 exons. Gene Ontology annotation, cellular component: membrane; cytoplasm.
UACUUGACAAAACAAAACUUCCCCUUUAACUCAAGGUCUUUAAAGAAAGAGUAAAUUGGAAUUCAGAAAUUUCAAGGGAGGUGGUCGUUAGCCUAGAUGAUUUAGCAAAGAACCCAGCCCAAUUUCAAAAGCAUAAAGUCAGCACAAACCUUCAAUUAUUUUUCUUUCCACACGCCACCCAUACAUAGCACUAGUCCCACACCACUUUGUGUUUUUCACAAAACCUGGUUUGCCAAUAUUUUUUUAACCAUUUGAUCUUCCUGAACUCACUGCAGUGGAUAAUCUCAAAUUCAGUGGAAAAGGAAUACACAGUUCCAAUGCAAAACCACACAGAGCUCUGCAGCCCAAGCUGGAUUUACUUCUGAACGUGUGUUUUCUAAACCAGAACCCCAAACAACUGUGCAACCCAGCAUCUCUGACCACAUGUGCAGCUGAGGUUUUCAGAAAUUAAGGACUUGCUUAUUUUUGACUCACAUCAAUCUCAGAAAGAUCGUUUUGGAUAUGGACAGCAACCAGUGGCAAAAAAGAGACGUGUUCCUUCUCAUGGAAAAUCCGCUCUGAGAAACCAUUUAUUCAACUGCAGUUUUUUAGCUUUAGUCAGAGAAGCUCUGAGCCAUGCAUAAUUUCAUUCGUGCAUGAAUGGUAAUGUGUGGCAAACUGCCCUUCAGUUAGGCCAAAUUCUUUUUCUGGCAAAAAAAACACUGCUGGAAUACUGAGGGUUUUUGUUGGAACACUAGUCAUUAGUUGAAGAUUUUGAACUUAUUGAACCCUUUUGAAUUCAUUGGAAGCUCAGGACAACUCUUUGAUCAUGAAUUUGGGGAAACUGUCUGGGCUGAAGGGCCUGGUGUCGCAUUCCCCAGGGAAGCGGCGUUUUAAGGGUGAUCUGACUCCAGAUAUGAUCAGCCCACCGCUAGGUGACUUCCGCCACACCAUGCAUGUGGGUCGAGGAGGAGAUGUUUUUGGAGAUACGUCAUUCCUCAGCAACCAUGGCGGAGCAGGAAAUUCUGGUGAUGGAGACUCCAUUACAGCUUCAGAGAAGAGCGAGGGCUUUUUCUCUCGCACCUUGCGACAUGUCCGCAAGACUCCAGACAGGCCACGAGGGUGUUCUAAGGACCUGUCUCCUCCACCUCCACCCAUAUCCCCGAUCAUCAAGAAUGCAAUCUCCCUGCCUCGUCUGGAUGUGGACUCACCCAAUGGCUGCCCUGUGAAGGUGCUGUUUCCCAGCACACCCAAAUCUUCUGAGAACAACACCUACUCUUACUGUGUAGAGUCUGGUUUUGUCACGCUGCCCAGACUGUCGCGCUCAGAGCGGCCAGUGCAGACCGCUGCUCCUCCAUCCUGCUCUGCUGAAAUCCACCGCAGCUCCCUAACAGACAUGACACUCACUGUCCCCUGCACAGACUCUCUCAGUACCUCAGACUCCAUGACCUCCUUCACUGUUGACCUGGGCCCGUCUCUCAUGGUGGAGGUCUUUGGCAUGAUUGACAGCCCUACUGCACACACAGAAACCACUUAUGUCUCUGAAGUGGAGUGCAAGUCUGAGCCCUGGACCAAUGGUGAUGCUGAAAUAAACUCUGAUACCAGGACCUCUCUGGUGGAUUCCCUUCUAAGAGAGGAUUCGGAGGGCAGAACCCAUCUGUACGGUGUAGAGUGGGGAUGUAGGGAUGUCAUGAAUGGGAAAUCCCAGAAAACUGUACUGGGUGAUCUGGUGCCCUCCUACAACGCUGUGGAGCAUGGUAUGGAAGCUAGGAGGUUCCGUGAGGCUUCAGAUGUGCUGGCACGACAUUACGGCAGCGGAACACAGAGAAACAUGGACAUAAGCAUCGGCCAGAGAAGACGACACUACAAUUACCCCGAUGAGGAGGAGGAAAUCAAAGUCUAGCCUGAACGAUGAAAAAUCUUAAGCAUUUUAUGAAAUUUGUUAAGAGAUUUUAGUGGGAUUUUUAAUCAUGGUCCUUUUUUACAUCCUGUAUUUUUAAUUACCAUUCAUAAUGCACAUGAAUGACAUUUUACAGUGUAAAUGAAUAUUUCAGUAUUUUUAAACAUAAUCUUGAAGAAUCUAUAGUAUGGUCAGGAUUAACUAUGUAAGAAACAAUUGCUGUGCAGGAAUUUGUAUGCACUACAGUCACUAUAGUUCACAUAAGGUGUUGUUAAAAAUACCUCUAAAUACAAAGGGAAAAUCCAUGUUGGUAAGAGAGGAUGAUGGGAAGUCAGCAGGGAACAAGAUACCCAUCUUAUAUAAUGGCUACUUCCAUGAUAGUGCACCAUGUCAGAAAUCUCUGGUUGCAUGAACAUGACAGUAAGUUCUGUGUUCUUCUUAGUCAGAUCUCAGUUCAAUAGAGCACCUUUGAGUUGUGGUAGAAUGGGAGAUUUGUGGUGUGAAUGUAUAGCUGACAAAUCUGCAGCAAUUACAGUCAACAUGAACAAAAAUCUUCAGUGUUUCCAAGACCUUGGGAAAUUCAUGCUACAAAGAAGUAAGGCUGGUCAAAUAGCAAAGUUCAGUCCUAGUAUUCCUAAUGAGGUGGCUCAUAAUAUAUGUCUAAAAAUAAAGUAAGAAUAGGUAUACCUGACUGUACAGAAUUCAAACCUAAAGUUAAAAAGAGAAUUAUAAAUAAGAGCCAAUCUGUUUGCUCACCUCCUCUGAUCAUGAUAAAUUCCAUCCUAUUGUUCACUUCAACAAGCAGCUUUACUUUACAUUUAAAGUGAUAGCAACAGACCUGAACUUCAACCUGCACAAAUCAUUCAUUCAUUGUUUACCACCACUUUAUCCUGGUAGGGUCGUAGUGGGUCUGAUUUAUUAGGCAAAGGGUACACACACACACAACUAGCUCCAAUUAGCCUGACUGCAUGUCUUUGUACUUUGGAAGGAAACCGGAACUUCUAGAGGAAACCCACACAGACAGACACGUGGAGAACAUGCAAACUCCACACGAAAAGGACCCUGGUUGCCAGGCUCUUCUUGCUGUGACUGCUCCAUCGCAAAACAUGUCAUGACAAAUUUGAAUUAGAUGUUUUCCAAAUACCCUUUGAACUUUUUUUUCAAAACACUAGGUGGCAGAGUAGUGAUAAUUAUUAAAAGCUAUUGUGGCUUUCAGACUUUUGAUCCAAAAUGGCUGUCAGUGACAGAGAUGCAGCAGUUUGAGUCUUGCAGUCAUUGUAUAUAAGAAGUCUUAACCUAGUGAGGAAAUGUUUUUGUGUCAGACUCUGCUAAUCAAGUUCAUAUAAUUUUGCAAGCACUUUAUAGGUAAUAACAUCAAGAUUCUUUAGUAAAAAAUAUAUGUACAUUUAAGUGAAAGGGAAUUAUGCAUGGUGAAUAAUUAACCAGGUUUUACAUUAUUCACUGAGUACAGGAACAUUACUGGCUAUGAUUUCAUAUUUGUCAUCCAAGAAAUGUGAUACAGAGUGACUGAGGAGGACGAUAGCUUGGAUGUUAAAAAUAAUGUGGAUUGACUGUUGGGGAAUGUUAUGGAUACUGAAGCCUGUUUUGGUUUGAAUGAAGAUCUGAAGUACACUAUACAGUCAAAAGUAUGUGGACACCCUCAAGUUAUUAAGUUGAUGUGAAUGACAAUCAAUGAGCUAAUAUAAAGUAUGUGCUAAGAACUUUAUAGCAACAGCUUGGAAAAUGCCCUUUCACUUUCAGCAUGACUGUGUCCCUGUGCACAAAGUGAGGUUUAUAAAGACAUGUAUUUUUAACUUUGGUGAGAAGAAACUCCAGUGGCCUGUACAUUGUCCUUACCUUAAUCCCACAGAAACUCUUUUGGAUGAAUUGGAAUUUUGAUUAUGAGCUGGAACUUCUAGCUAACACCAGUGCCUGAGCUCUCAUAUUAAUGUUCAUGGUUUUCAAAUGGCUUUUGAUCAGGUGUCCACUUAUUUUUCACUAUAUAUGUUAAGCAGCAACUGACAAAGACACUUAAUGAACAAAGUAACCUUAUUACUAUUUUUUCCCAUUUAUAUAUAAAGAUUAAAUAUGAAGAUCAUACAAAGAGAAAGUUCCACAGAGCACUGAUCCAGGUAUGGGUGACUUCUUUCUCAGAGACUAUAUGUAAAAAGAUCUCACUGCUAGUGCAGAAAACAUCUACAACAGCUACAGUAUGAGUAAUAACCUAUAUAGGUUAUUACAUUGAUAACCAUGAGUUUUUUUUAUAAGGAGAAUUAUAAGUGCUUAUAAAAAUGCCUAUUAAGAGCUUAUGAAAAAAAUAAAGUAUUCCUGAUUGGUACAGUAUUGUUAUAUAAAUAUCUGACUCAAUGCAAUGUUAUUGGCAUGUUCUAGGGGUAUAUUUCUCAUAACCCUUAAUUAAUGGUUUCUUUUGUAACAGUCUGUAACAUUUUAUUUGGAAAAAACAGCAGUUUUUAUUCAUCAUUUACAUUUUACUCUGAUGCUGUGAUGUCAGUAGAUACUCUCAGUUAAAUGUUUCUCAAUAAUCCAGAAUGUUCAGUUCCUCAUUGUACUUAAUAAGCAAUAAAUAGUUGUAAACUAUGAACUAAAUAAAAUAUGAAUUUGACAGCUUUAUCACACACCAAUACUGUAGGUCAAGAAAGCAAAUAUAACAUUUGUAUGAAGUACAUUUUUAUAUUAUGACAGAGAAGUUGACUUCUCAUUGUAUGUAAUGCAGUGUAUAUUUGUAUAUACAUAUACGAUUGUGUUCCUUUACACAGGAAAUAUACACAUUGCCAAUGUACUCCUGUAAACAUUACCAAUUAUAUAUUCAAUAAAAAAGAAGAACAAAGACUACAAAUAAAAGCUCAUUUACAUGUGAUGUUUUUUCUCCCCCACUGUUGUAUUACAAAUUUUUAAAAAAAGUCUGAGCUUACUGGUGUUA